Molecule: messenger RNA, 675 nt
Organism: Suillus bovinus
Lineage: Eukaryota; Fungi; Basidiomycota; Agaricomycetes; Boletales; Suillaceae
Product: heat shock protein 70
Exons: 5
Coding region: 1-675 (224 amino acids)
Biological process (GO): vesicle-mediated transport; cellular response to unfolded protein; protein refolding
Cellular component (GO): nucleus; plasma membrane; cytoplasm
Molecular function (GO): ATP hydrolysis activity; ATP binding; ATP-dependent protein folding chaperone
Source: RefSeq, a predicted model, not a curated record
AUGCUUCUCAGUACUCACAUUUUACAGGGCCUCUGGGCUACUGCACUUCCACUCGCACCACCCAUCGGAUCUGCGGAUGUCUCCCUCUUGACCAUUGAGGAGGGGCCACUGCUGGUGACACUCACUUGGGUGAAUUCAAGCGCAAGCACAAGAAGGGUAAGUCUAGUCUACUUGUUUGUUAAUCUAGAUCUCUUCUCCAACCCUCAUGCUCUCCGUCGUCUAAGGACUGCUUGUGAGCGUGCCAAGCGUACCCUGUCGUCAGCAACCCAGACUUCCAUAGAGAUUGAUUCCCUCUUCGAGGGUAUCGACUUCUACACCUCUCUUACUCGUGCCUGUUUCGAGGAGUUGUGCGCGGACCUUUUCCGCAGCACGCUCGAGCCCGUCGAGAAGGUCCUCCAGGACUCCAAGAUCGACAAGGCAAAUGUCCACGAAAUCGUCCUUGUCGGUGGUUCCACGUGUAUCCCUCGUAUCGUCAAACUCGUAUCUGACUUCUUCAACGGCAAGGAGCCCAACAAGAGCAUCAACCCUGAUGAAGCCAUUGCCUACUGGUGCUGCCACACCUCCGAGAAGACGCAAGACCUCCUGCUUCUCGAUGUCUCUCCUCUAUCGCUCAAAUUUCUGCUUCUGUGCUACCAUCACAGCUCAGCAUGGGUAUCCAAGGGCUAUGGGAGGUGA